This is a messenger RNA of Entrophospora sp. SA101, 279 nucleotides long. Lineage: Eukaryota; Fungi; Glomeromycota; Glomeromycetes; Entrophosporales; Entrophosporaceae. The record is from the annotation of a GenBank genome assembly.
AUGAAAUUUACACAUCAUAUUAUAUCUCAAAAUAAUAAAAGAAAACAAACCGCUGGGAUAUUAAUUCCUGAAAAGGCUUUAGAAGCUCUUAACGAAGGUCAGGUUAUUGCCACCGGUAAAGGUGCCUUAGAUAAGGAUGGAAAACACAUUCCAAAUCAAGUAAAACCUGGUGAUCGUGUUCUUCUUCCUUCAUACGGUGGAAGCACAAUAAAAGUUGGAGAUAAUGAAUAUACACUUUUUCGUGAUUCAGAACUUUUGGCUAAAAUUAAUGAAAAAUAA